This is a messenger RNA of Diceros bicornis minor, 2814 nucleotides long. It is a transcript of the gene PAICS, whose product is annotated as phosphoribosylaminoimidazole carboxylase and phosphoribosylaminoimidazolesuccinocarboxamide synthase. The transcript has 10 exons. Lineage: Eukaryota; Metazoa; Chordata; Mammalia; Perissodactyla; Rhinocerotidae. Gene Ontology annotation, molecular function: phosphoribosylaminoimidazolesuccinocarboxamide synthase activity. Bases 124 to 1401 code for a protein of 425 amino acids. Gene Ontology annotation, biological process: 'de novo' IMP biosynthetic process. The record is from RefSeq and is a predicted model, not a curated record.
AUCAUUUCUCUCCCAGAAGAUAUAAACUUUGCGUGCCCUCCCCACAGGCUUUUCCCCGCCCGUCACUACUUGAGUCCUGCCUCUCUUCCUAGCGCGGCCGCGGCCCCGAGCCCACGCAGGAUCAUGGCGACUGCUGAGGUACUGAACAUUGGUAAAAAACUCUAUGAGGGUAAAACAAAAGAAGUCUAUGAAUUGUUAGAUAGUCCAGGAAAAGUCCUCCUGCAGUCCAAGGACCAGAUUACAGCAGGAAAUGCAGCCAGAAAGAAUCACCUGGAAGGAAAAGCUGCAAUCUCAAAUAAAAUUACCAGUUGUAUUUUUCAGUUGUUACAGGAAGCGGGCAUCAAAACUGCUUUCACCAGAAAAUGUGGGGAGACGGCUUUCAUUGCACCUAAGUGUGAAAUGAUUCCAAUUGAAUGGGUUUGUAGAAGAAUAGCAACUGGUUCUUUUGUCAAAAGAAAUCCUGGUGUCAAGGAAGGAUAUAAGUUUUACCCACCUAAAGUGGAGAUGUUUUUCAAGGAUGAUGCCAAUAAUGAUCCACAGUGGUCUGAGGAACAGCUAAUUGCUGCAAAAUUUUGCUUUGCUGGACUUAUUAUAGGCCAAACCGAAGUGGAUAUCAUGAGUCAUGCUACACAGGCUAUUUUUGAAAUACUGGAGAAAUCCUGGUUGCCCCAGAACUGUACUCUGGUCGAUAUGAAGAUUGAAUUUGGUGUUGAUGUAACCACCAAAGAAAUUGUUCUUGCUGAUGUUAUUGAUAAUGAUUCCUGGAGACUCUGGCCAUCAGGAGAUCGAAGCCAACAGAAAGACAAACAGUCAUAUCGUGAUCUCAAGGAAGUAACUCCUGAAGGGCUCCAGAUGGUAAAGAAAAAUUUUGAGUGGGUUGCAGAAAGAGUAGAGUUGCUUCUGAAACCAGAAAGUCAGUGCAGAGUUGUAGUCUUGAUGGGCUCAACUUCUGAUCUCGGUCACUGUGAAAAGAUCAAGAAGGCUUGUGGAAAUUUUGGCAUUCCAUGUGAACUUCGGAUAACAUCUGCCCAUAAAGGGCCAGAUGAAACACUGAGGAUUAAAGCUGAGUAUGAAGGGGAUAGCAUUCCCACUGUGUUUGUGGCAGUGGCAGGCAGAAGCAAUGGUUUAGGACCGGUGAUGUCGGGUAACACUGCAUAUCCCGUUAUCAGCUGUCCUCCUCUCACUCCAGACUGGGGAGCUCAGGAUGUAUGGUCUUCUCUUCGACUACCCAGUGGUCUUGGCUGUUCAACCAUACUUUCUCCAGAAGGAUCAGCUCAGUUUGCUGCUCAGAUAUUUGGAUUAAACAACCACUUGGUGUGGGCCAAACUGCGAGCAAGUAUAUUGAACACAUGGAUUUCCUUGAAGCAGGCUGACAAGAAAAUCAGAGAGGGCAACUUAUAAGAAAGAACAUCAUUGCAUUUUUUAGGCAAAAAACUAUAAAUUUCUAGUUUAGCUACAGGAAAAAAAAUCAAGAAGAUGAAAAGAUUUUAAAUCAGAGCAAACAAAAUUUAUUAUUAGAUAAAUAUUUCUCUAGAUUCAUGGGUUAGUAGAAUAUAUGUACAAAUUUAUUAACAUUUCUUUAUAAGUAGUGAAAUUAUUCCAGUGGUCCAGGGGUUAAGAUUUAGCUCUCUCAUUGCCGAGGCCUGAGUUCAUUUCCUGGUCAGGGAACCACAUCAACCGUCAGUGGUCAUACUGUGGCAGCUGUGUGUUGCUGUGACGCUGAAAGCUAUGCCACUGGCAUUUCAAAUACCAGCAGGGUCACCCAUGGUGGACAGGUUUCAGCAGAGCUUCCAGACUAAGACACACUCCAGACUUCCAGACUCAAUAGAACUAACAAAGUGAAAUUACUGUAAGGACAUUUUAAAAUUAAUCUCUUUUACCCACUAUAUGGUCAUUGGUAGGUAGGUAACAUAAUCAAAUAUAUUCCUUAAAUGCUUAUAAUGCCCUAUUAUACAAGCUCUGAAGUUACUACUUGACCUUCUGUAUCUCAACUCAUAAGUUUUAGAAAGUUAAAAUGGUUAUAUCUUAGAAAGGGUGAUAAAAGCAAUACAGUCCUCUUUCACAUUAUCUUUAUAAAAUUCUAAGGGCAUGGUUUUUUAUUUGCAGUCAGUAUCAGAAAUGAUGUAUAUUUAUCUCUAGUUAGAGAUGAUGUUUUGUUUUGAUUUUGCUUUUUUUUAAGAAAAGCUGAGGCUGGCAUUAGGGAUAGGGAAGGCACACUAAGUAAGAUGAAGGGGCACUGUGGCAGCCAUAGAAAGGGGACUAUGUGGAGAACUUCUCUGAUGGGUGUAAGGACAAUUGCCCAUAGGAAAAAAAGUAGAGUCACCUUUCCCAUUCCAAGUAAAAGAUUUAGUACAUCUUACAAGGCUAUGGUGGGUGCCUCUGUGGAUCAUAAAAUUCUUUUAAUUCUGAUAAUACAUAUUUUAGCCACACUAAUAAUCCCCAGCCUUCCAUCAUUUUCAGAAAUUGGAAUCUCCCAGUUGAUAACCAUAACUACUUUCUUUUAAUAGUAUAAGUCUGGGCAGUGUACCCAGCAAGAUUCACUUCUAAAGGAGCAGUUGUUUCUGAGAGAUUGACUUAGCAUCAAGCUAUAAACCAUAUUUGGAAAUCACUUACAUUAUGCAGCCCUAAACAUUUUAUAGAUCACUAAACUUUAAUCAGAGGGUCUAUGAACCCCUUAAACUUACAUGUAAAAUUUUAUGUAUACGUUCACUUUUAUGAAAAGGGGACAACUGUAGUUUUUAUGAAAAGGAUCUGUGUCCCCCAAAAUGAUAAGAAUUUGCUACAGAUGAAAUUUCAAUAAAACCCUUGCCACUG